Messenger RNA from Phacochoerus africanus (Common warthog), 4018 nucleotides. RefSeq names its product programmed cell death 1 ligand 2 (gene PDCD1LG2). Gene Ontology annotation, cellular component: external side of plasma membrane. The record is from RefSeq and is a predicted model, not a curated record. Gene Ontology annotation, biological process: immune response; cellular response to lipopolysaccharide; positive regulation of T cell proliferation. The coding region runs from base 315 to 1133 and encodes 272 amino acids. The transcript has 7 exons. Lineage: Eukaryota; Metazoa; Chordata; Mammalia; Artiodactyla; Suidae.
AUAAGAAAGGCUGAACUGGAUGAAGAUAUCUUUUCUUCUCUUGCCUAAUGUACCUUAUCUACAUAUUUUUUCUGUUAUGCAUGCUCAUAUGUCCUUCUGCCAGCUAGAAAAAAUCUUGGUUGGAGCUACUGCUUGUUGCAGUGGUCUGGGCAGCAAUCUAGGUUUUUUUUUUGUCUUUGUUUUUGUUUUGUUUUGGGCAUUUGUUUAGUUGACUUCUAUGAGGGAAUCUGACAAAGAGCAGCUGUUUGUUGUUCUACUUUCCUUUGUACCUUUGCCUGAGGAGCCCUACCAAGUCCUGAUAUCCGGUAGAGAACAUGUUCCUCCUGCUAAUUUUGAGCCUGGGAAUGAAGCUUCAUCACACAGCAGCUUUAUUCACAGUGACGGUCCCAAAGGAAACCUACAUGGUAGACCACGGCAGCAAUGUGACUUUGGAGUGUGAUUUUGACACGGGAGGUCACGUGGAACUCAGAGACUUAAAAGCCAAUUUGCAAAAGGUGGAAAAUAAUACAAUCUUGCUCAGUGAAAAAGUCACUUUGCUGGAGGAGCAGCUGCCCCUGGGGAAGGCCUUGUUCCACAUCCCCCAGGUCCACGUGAGGGAUGCAGGGCAGUAUCGCUGCUUCAUCAUCUAUGGGACCGCCUGGGACUACAAGUACCUGACUCUGAAAGUCAAAGCUUCCUACAAGAAAAUAAAGACUCGCAACCUCAAGGUCCCAGGAACAGAUGAGGUAGAACUCACAUGCCAGGGUGAAGGUUAUCCCCUGGCAGAAGUGUCCUGGCCGAACAUCAGCAUUCCUGCCAACACCAGCUAUACCAAGACGUCUGAAGGCCUCUACCAGGUCACUAGUGUUCUGCGCCUAAAGCCACACCCUGGUAGAAAUUUCAGCUGUGUGUUCUGGAAUGCCAACAUGAAGGAAUUUACUUUAGCCAUCAUUGUCCCAGGUGAUAUGGAAACCCACAAGACCCCUGCAUCUUCACUGCUCCGUGUUUUCAUCCCCUCCUUCAUCAUUGCUUUAAUGUUCAUAGCCACAAUGAUACUCCUAAGAAAACAGCUCUUCCAGAAGUUUUAUCCUAGAAAAGACACAGCAAAAAGAUCUGUCAUUACAGUAAGGAGGGACGUGAACAGAGCUAUUUGAACCUGUUGUCUCGGGAGCUGAGGUGACCUGAUGGGACAUCCUCAAGAAGUUUCUGGACUCUGAACAGGACUCCCUUGACCUACAGAGCUUGUUGUUUGUACUUUUCAACGGCCUUUGUGUGUGCCAGCACUUUAAUGUGGAGCCUGCAACAAGGCUAGGCCAUACCUGACCAAGGAUACUUAAAGAAGUCAGGCAGCCACCCUCCACUGUGAGCAGAAGGCUCUCACUCCUGCACCCUUUAGCUCCAACUACACACUACUGCACUUUAGAAGAAAUCCUGAAACAUUAAUUAAUUCCCCUUGUGGAGAAACUAAAGGUAUUUAGGACUGUUGAUGAAUAUGUUUGGUGCCACCCUGAGAUAUUCUUUAUAAGAAAGCACAUGUAUUUAGAAAUUACUGGUAUUUAUAUUUACCAGUCCCCAGAGUGCUGGUAUAGAAGUCAGUUCAUGGUUGCUUAAGGAAAGUAAGAUGUGUGUUUUGAACAAAAGAAGGUAUGAGGAAUGGCAUUGCAUUUUCUUAAGGGAAAAGAGUGGUUUUUAUCCUAGAGCUGUUUGCUUCUCAGUGGAAAAGAAAAUAAGAGGCAAAAUAAUGUAGAUACAGAAAGCUAUAGAAGGUUUAUGGGAAAGGACAUUUAGUUGUAUAAAUGGAUUUUGUUGGGAGUAGGCUGAGGCAAGACUUGGAUUUUUUUCUCUUUGUUAAGAAAACACAGUUUUCUUGGAAUGCUACUUUUGAUAACCAGUUGUGUGGAUUUCUUUGCCUUUAAGUAAUCUGUAUUUGCUUUUGAAUUUUUUUUCCACUUUGGGUAAGUGAAUAAGUAUGAUUUGGAAUAAUCAAAAAGUUCUUUGACCUUAGCAGAACUUUGAGAUUCUCCAGAGGAACCCCGAGGCAUCUCAGAAAAUACUAAAUAACUAGGAUUAUUUGCUAUGUUAAAUUAAAUGUAUUCAGUCAUAGUUCUAGUUAUUGUAACCAAGUUUUUUAUUGAUUACACUCUAAUCAGACAUUUAACCAUGGCUUUUAAGUCUUCUCUUUUAGAGACAGUUAUUGUUGUACGCUGACUCUAUUGCAAAAGUGCUUCAUCAAGAAGAUUCAUAAGAAGGUUAUAGAAGCAGUUGUAACAGUUCCACAUCAAGAUGAUGGUUAUGCAAGGAUUCCAGCCCAUACUGACUUAACGCAAGAAGCUGUCCCGCCCCUGGGACCCUAGAUCAGGCAUCCAGAGAUUUUUACUCCCUGACAGGCAAGGUCAGCUCCCCUAUUCAGCUUUGAAGCAGCUCCGGAAGACAGAUCAUCUGCUUCCCCUAAGAAUAUGGGAGUAAAGUUUCUGAGUGGGGCAUGAAAUAGGAGGAAAGAGGGCAAGGCACAACCCUUUAAGGAUGACAUAGCUAUUAGGGAUACGACAAACCAAUUAGUACCAACUACGCCCAAGAUGGCAGAAGAUUUGACAUCCAGUAGACCUUGAGCUCAUUAUAUGCUCAUUGUAAUACAUUCAUAUGCUAAAUGACAUACCCACAUGUGCCAUGGCAGUUCUGAGGCCAGCCAUAAAAGGCCAAAAAGUGGGUGGUGGUCUAAUUCCUGGAAAUCCCUGCCCUUCACCAAAAUAGUUAGAAUAAUCCUUCCACACACUACCUGAUGAAAUUACCCAACCCAUAAAAACUCACCAUUCUAUAUUUCCAUGCCUCUCUGCCUUCUGAGAUGGCCCACACUGUCUGUGGAGUGUGUUUCUCCUGGGGCCUUUCUUUGCCUUUUGAGUCAGACCACAUUUUCUCUCUAUGAAAUGUGUAUCCUCCAGACUGCUUUCAUCCUCUGAGAUGGCCCACACUCUGUCUAUCUCUGUCAGUAAAUCUACUUCUUAAGAAAGAGAAGAGAAAAGAAAAGAAAAGAAAAAAGAAAAGAAAAGAACCGUCUUGGACCCUGGACCCCAGUGAAUGACCUGAGGCUCUUUCUUGCUGCCAGACUGAAAACAAAGGGAUUUGUUUUCUCCUAAGUUUCCAAAGUGAUUUCCAGAAGCAGAAACAAGUGGAAAUUACCAGUUUCAGAAAAGGGACAGAUUACCCGUAGUUUCCUCUGGAUACUGAAAAAGCCUAUUGAGACUGUGAGCUCACAGACAGAACUUUAUACAAAGUCAAGCCAUAAUUGGCAUGUUUUAUGGUUUACUGGAAUCCUGAAAGCAUCUGAAUUGUUCUAAUAAGUGUUUAAGCAUUUAAGUACACAGAGUGGUCAACUACAAGUUGUGGAGAAAAGCCACUGAGUAUUUCUGCGAGGUCUAAAUCACAAAGCACUGGUUUUAACCUGUAAUGGCACCAUGUUGAAUUCUUUUUUUAACUACACUCUUUCUUUAAAGAAUUCUUUCUCCUUAACCUCGGAAGCCAAUGACAGACAUUUUGAAUUUUGGCAUGCUGAUAUGCUAUUUCUGCAAAGAUUUCAGAUGAGUAGCCGUGAUGGUCAAAGUCCCAAAGUAAGGUUCCUUUCCUGGCCCUCUAUUUGAUUUUAAACUUAAUCUUUCAUUGACUCAGUUUCCAUGUUUGUGAUAUGGUGAUAGAGACUAGUUAGCACCAUAGAAAUCCUGUGGGAUUCCAUUAUGGAUAUGCCAAGGCUAAGGAUAACUGGCUAUGGUGACAUUAGAUUAAUCCUGUUAAAUUUGGUCUUAUACUGAGGCCAUGAAACUCAGGGCAUUAGUUGACCCAUAAACUGUCCAAAUGUUUGCAUUGUCAAGUGGUCUGAAACAAACUUUAACUGGUGCACAGAGUAAGAAGAACUUUAGGUUAAUGGGAAUGAAGGGGUACUAAAGUGAAUAACAGAAAAAUUAUAUAAUCUUUCAGUUUUUCAAUUAUCUGUCUGUGCAAAUCAAAGAAUGCCAUCAAAGAAUAAAACCCAAUAGUUUAUUGUUCA